UGUUCAUUUUGGCGCCUACCGAAGUAAGGUACCCCGCCAAGGGUCCUGUCCAGUGCUUCUCGGUGAGUUUGCCUUGCUUUCUUCACCGAAAAUAUUCUAGCUACAGCAUCGCCAUCGAGCAGCAGACAAUCAUUCCCCAUUGUCAACAUCGCACAUCCACCACCCCAAUGGCACCCACAGCGCCCCCGUCCUCCAAACCAUCCGCCCGCACCCUGCGCCACCAGCGCAUCACGGGCCAGAUCCAUCCCCUCCUUCCCAGCAAGCUCUUCCGCCCAGACGCCCAGGUCUCCGACAGCUUCAUCUCCUCCAAGCGCGACAAGCGAACCAUCAAGCACUCCUCCUUCCUCUCCAAGAUCCAGUCCACGCCCCAUGCGCCGAACCGCGUCGGCAAGAACAAGAGCGGCCACCGGCGGAACAAGCGACCGGGGAACAAGCUCACGGCGCUGGAUGGACUGGAGGAUGCCCUGCCGGAUGUGAGUGACGCCCCGGAGAUGGGCAAGGUCCGCGCGAGGAGUCUCAAGAGCCGACCGGGCGCGCUGAAGAGGAAGGAGAGGAUGAUGAAGAGCGAGAUGGAGCGGUUUGGGAUGAACAUGGCCAACCUGGCCAAGGUGGCCGAGCAAGCGCCGUCGAAAACACAAGAGGCAAAGGAAGGACAAGAGGUGAAGAGCAAAGAGGACCAAGGACGGGCGAGUCGAUGGGCAGCGUUGAGGGGGUACGUCUCGUCCACCAUGGAGCAGAACCCUGCGUUUGCGGACAAAUCGUAAGGUAGGGUCGGUUUGGUCAUGGUGUUACGGCUGAGGAUUUUUUUCACAUUUUUAUAGCAAGACGUAAGGCACGAACAGGUUGGAGUUAGGCGCUUGGUAUCAAAGCCCCAGGAGGCCAAUGCAUGCAAUUCAAAUAA
Molecule: messenger RNA, 901 nt
Organism: Emericellopsis atlantica
Lineage: Eukaryota; Fungi; Ascomycota; Sordariomycetes; Hypocreales; Bionectriaceae
Product: ribosome biogenesis protein SLX9-domain-containing protein
Exons: 2
Coding region: 168-764 (198 amino acids)
Biological process (GO): maturation of SSU-rRNA from tricistronic rRNA transcript (SSU-rRNA, 5.8S rRNA, LSU-rRNA)
Cellular component (GO): nucleolus; preribosome, small subunit precursor; 90S preribosome
Source: RefSeq, a predicted model, not a curated record